Molecule: messenger RNA, 728 nt
Organism: Pogonomyrmex barbatus (red harvester ant)
Lineage: Eukaryota; Metazoa; Arthropoda; Insecta; Hymenoptera; Formicidae
Biological process (GO): spermatogenesis
Source: RefSeq, a predicted model, not a curated record
UCACGUUCGAUUUGUUAUUUACAUUUAUAUGAAUAUCAUGAACGAUUUACAGUAAUCUAUUGAAAAGCACUACAAUUUCAAGUUUGCUCGCGUAUGUAAGUUCUGAAAAGAAAAUGUUCCAGAGUUAAUUGAAACUGUCGAUGCAUCAUGUCACCUGAACCUACACAAGAACCUAUUCAAGAGAAUUUGACAAUUUCCAGUGUAGCGCUGGAUGCAAGAGCAACUAAUGAUGAGGAAGAUAGUGAUGAUGAGGACAUGGGUAUGGCAGGAUAUGUGCCAUUAUCUCAAGUAUCUACCGACGCAGAUCCUAUAUUAGAUGAGGAAGAGAAUGAUGAAUGGCUAUCUGGAUUUAGUGAGUCUAGUCAGGCAUCAUCUGUCCUAACAACUGAGACCCAACAAAGUUGUUCUUCAGAGAUAUUGGAAGUCUGGUCGUGUCCAAACAAUCGUUCUGACAUUGAUUUAGAUGCAACUAAGAUUAAAGAAGUCAAAUCCGUGAUGGCAUCCAUUACGAUUCCUGAAACUUCAAUUCCACAAUGGGCAAAUACGAUCUCGGAAGAGCAGUGGAAAGAGCAGCUUCUCAUGCGCAUUAAACAGAUGCAAAAUAAAGAUUCGUAGAGCUGGAAUUACAAUAUUAGUCGCUGAUUGCAGCAAAGUUACAAUUUUUACUAUCAACUGUAUAUGGCGAGUACAUCUGGAAUUAUUAAAGUAUAAUUUAUUACAAUAUAAAA